GAUCCUACAUCAUUCUACUGACAAUAGGCGUGCUAACGUUGUUACUGAACUUUUACCGUCGCACGAUGCUGAGACCAGAGAUUAUAAUGGGAUGUCACCGUUGCAUCUUGUCUGCAAAAAUGGAAGCAUUUCGACAUUUAUCGCCCUUAUGAAGGCGAAUAACAUUAGCUUCGAAGCACCCAACUUUGACGGAGACCAACCAAUCCAUUUAGCCGCAGCGGGAGGCCACCUCCAGAUUGUUAUACGUCUUGUGGAAAUGGGAGCAGAUCCAAACACUUCGAAUCGCAAAGGGUUCACGCCGUUACACUUAGCCGCUCAAGCGGGCCACCUGGAGGUCGUUCGGGAACUUGUUCGC
Molecule: messenger RNA, 355 nt
Organism: Aspergillus neoniger CBS 115656
Lineage: Eukaryota; Fungi; Ascomycota; Eurotiomycetes; Eurotiales; Aspergillaceae
Product: ankyrin repeat domain-containing protein
Exons: 1
Molecular function (GO): protein binding
Source: RefSeq, a predicted model, not a curated record